Messenger RNA from Hyaloscypha bicolor E, 1873 nucleotides. Its product is annotated as multicopper oxidase. The record is from RefSeq and is a predicted model, not a curated record. The coding region runs from base 1 to 1677 and encodes 558 amino acids. The transcript is spliced from 3 exons. Gene Ontology annotation, molecular function: oxidoreductase activity; copper ion binding. Lineage: Eukaryota; Fungi; Ascomycota; Leotiomycetes; Helotiales; Hyaloscyphaceae.
AUGCACUUCUUACCUUCUUUACUGGCUUCGAGCCUGUCGUUAAUUAUCUCGGGCGUCUCCGCUGCCCCUCAUGAGUCUCACUUGGGCAAGAGAUGUACCAACUCUGCAUCUGAUAGAUCUUGUUGGGGAGACUACGAUCUCUCUACCGAUUACUACAACACAGUUCCUGAUACUGGAGUCACUAGAGAGUACUACCUCGAACUUGUCAACACAACAGCUGCACCCGAUGGAGUCUCGCGAAAUGUCCUGCUUGUCAAUGGAACAUUUCCUGGCCCUACUCUCUUCGCCGACUGGGGAGACACUGUUGUCGUAAAAUUGUAUAACGGGCUAGAGAAUAAUGGUACGGGCUUGCAUUUCCAUGGAAUUCGUCAGAACUACACCAACCAGAUGGACGGUGUUCCAUCCAUCACUCAAUGCCCGACCGCUCCGGGAGAUUCAAUCACCUAUACAUGGAGAGCGACCCAAUACGGCCACACGUGGUACCAUUCUCAUUUCGCUCUCCAAGCUUGGGAGGGUGUCCUGGGCGGUAUCAUCAUCAACGGCCCUGCAACUGCCAAUUAUGACAACGAUAUGGGCGUUCUGUUUCUAAACGACUGGACACAUCAAACCGCAGAUGAGAUUUAUAUCACUGCCGAGACUUCGGGCCCACCAACUCUUGAUAAUGGUCUUCUGAACGGCACAAAUGUCUAUGAUGAUUCCGGAUCCCGUUUCAACAUGACUGUCACCGAGGGCGAGUCUCACCGAAUCCGACUUAUUAACGGUGCCAUCGACACUCACUUCAAGUUUAUGAUUGAUGAUCACAACCUCACUGUCAUUGCCAUGGAUCUUGUUCCCAUCGUUCCUUACACAACUUCCGUCCUCAGUAUCGGAAUGGGCCAAAGGUAUGAUGUUAUUCUCAACGCCACCGAGACAUCUGGAAACUAUUGGAUUCGCGCAAUUCCUCAGACCGAGUGCAGUGACAACGACAACGCCGACAACAUCAAGGGAAUAUUGAAGUAUGAUUCUACCGAUUCAACUGAGCCGACCACCUCCGCGUACUCCUACACGGACAGUUGCGACGACGAAGAUGUCUCUGAUCUCGUCCCAUAUUACGCAUUGGAUGCCAGCGACAACAGUACCGAGGAUGACUUUGCAGUUACUGUCGGAAAAUCCAACAGUCUCUUCAAAUGGUACAUGGCAGCUACUACAUUCGUUGUAGAAUGGGAUGACCCAACUCUCCUCCAAAUCUACAACGACGAUACAAAUUUCACCACCUCAUCGCACGUAAUCGAGCUUGAUACCGCCAAUGAAUGGGUCUACUUCGUCAUCGAGACUACUCAAGCAGUGCCUCACCCGAUCCAUCUUCAUGGUCACGAUUUCUUCAUUCUCGCGCAAGGAUCGGGAACAUUUGACAGCAGCUCCACAACUCUUUCCUUGACCAACCCACCUCGAAGAGAUGUCGCUAUGCUUCCUUCAUCUGGACACCUCGUCAUCGCCUUCCAAACCGAUAACCCAGGCGCCUGGUUGAUGCACUGCCACAUCGGAUGGCACACAUCUGAGGGUUUCGCUCUCCAGCUUGUUGAACGCUACUCCGAGAUCGCCGCUCUAAUCGAUUACGAUACCCUUAACAGCACUUGCGCUGCCUGGGAAACAUAUGCAACCGCUAAUGACAUCGUGUCAGACGACUCUGGAGUGUAAACGGAUUAUCCUCACAUUGCUCGCACUAUACCCACGCUGCAUCGUUAAUAUUUCUUUUGUUUGUUUGGUCUGGAGUUGCAUUGUUUGCGUAGGAUGAUCAGGGAUCUUUUGUUCGGGCAAGGUGAUGCAUUGGCAUGGAGUUUACAUUGUGAAAGGGUAGAUUUUCCUUAAUCUUGUUCUCUUAGAGUAUCAAAAG